This is a messenger RNA of Scomber japonicus (chub mackerel), 1449 nucleotides long. It is a transcript of the gene sowahab, whose product is annotated as sosondowah ankyrin repeat domain family member Ab. Bases 1 to 1368 code for a protein of 455 amino acids. NCBI's taxonomy places the organism in Eukaryota, Metazoa, Chordata, Actinopteri, Scombriformes, Scombridae. The record is from RefSeq and is a predicted model, not a curated record. Gene Ontology annotation, molecular function: protein binding. The transcript has a single exon.
AUGGCUUUAACCCAAGAAUCUCUCCUGUCUUUUUUACUGGAGCAUGGAGGCAAAGUCAAAAACUCGGAGCUGGUCAACAACUUCAGGAGUCAGAUCAACUGCAGCGAUCCCGCGGAAAAGCAGCACAAUAGGGAGCUUUUCAAGAGGCUGGUGAAUAGCGUCGCUGUGGUCAGACAGAUCGACGAGGUAAAGUUUGUAGUGGUGAAAAAGAGGUACCAGGACUUUGUUAAAGAGGUGGAUGCGCACGAUGCCUCCCAGAAAAUACAGAUGGAUGACAGUUUCUCAAGUCAAAAUACGAGCUUUUCGUACACAUCUCCUAAUAGACCCGAGUCAAAGAUGCUCCAGGCAGACAUGGAGAACAAUAAUGUGUGCUGCCCCUCACUCACAAAUGGUAGUUAUUGCAGUGAUGCCAAACGCAUGUCCGGGGGAAGCAUGCAGAAAGAGAGGCCUAUAUCAACAAGUAGUCCGGACACAACCACUGUCAAAAUCCUGAAUAUCUCCGGGGAUCAAGCCAGCAGAGCGGGGAAAUCUGGACCAGUGUUCGCUGUUAUAGCAGUCAAAUCCCCCCAAAGAGUGUCUGCACCACCAGUGAUACAGGAUGGAUGGCAAAAGCCUCUGCAUGAAACUUCAGAGAAACCAAUCACACCAUCAGUGCCAAAUCUGAAUUCUUACUUUCCAGCUUGCAUGAAAGAUGCAUUAAGUGACUCCAAAUGUUGGAAAAAUAGACAGACAGAUGACAUGCAGCCCUCUAGCUUUUCCCAGGGGAGGCCCCAAAACAAGACCACAAAACAAGGGGAUGAUGCCAAAUACUCUGAGUCGGUGCCUUUGGAGCCAUUAGCUCAUGAAUGGCUGGUAAAGUGUGCUGCUGGACUGUGGGGGCAAAUCUAUGUUUUGCUGCUGCAGGACACUCGUUUAGCACAGAAGAAAGACUUCAUGUCAGGUUUCACAGCUCUCCACUGGGCUGCCAAGGACGGCAACAGUGAGAUGAUCCAUAAGCUGAUGGACAUCUCCAGGAAAAGAGGCACUUACAUCAACAUCAACAGUAAAGCACAUGGAGGAUACACACCUUUGCACAUUGCAGCCAUACACGGCCACACUGAGGUGAUGCUUCUGCUUGUGCAAGGAUACGGAGCCAGCGUAAAUGAAAGAGACAACGAUGGCAAGAAGGCUUACCACUACCUUGGCAAAGGGGUGUCGGAUGAGGUCAGGGCACUGCUGGGACGACCGAAGCACAACAAGUACAGGAAGAAGACUGAAUAUGAGGAAUAUAGAGAGCAGCUGAAAGGAUUCAAUAACACCAUUAGUAAACUGUUCCAGCCUCACACAGGGAAGAAACAGAAAUCAAUAAAGUUUGCUCAUGACUGGUGAGAGUGACACAGAAAAGAAGCAGAUAAAUGGACUAUAUAAACAUUAGAAGAAAUAAUAGUGUCAUAGUGUGUCAUGUUAAUA